CUUGUAUUUUUUUUUUUUUUUUAUUUUUCUCUUUCGCUCUUCGAUCCAUUCCUUUCACCCUCCUCCUUUCUUGCUUUGCGUAACCCUCGUGAGCUUCUGUUCUCCUCGAGCUCUCUCUCCCUUCCAAUCAAAACAGCCGCCCCAAAUCAAUGCUCCUCCAGGGGCACACCUUCACACUGACGGUGACUGCCCUCCCCAAUCAUCAUGGCCAGCGGUAGACCUUCAGGUCGUCAUCCAGCCGCUGGCCGGGAUGAUGACCUGCUACAAAUGGAGGAUGCCACCCCCAUAUACAACACCGGACAGCCCCCGCCGGUCAGCGACGAUCGACUCUUGCGACAGUACGACAUUGACGACUCCGACCAACCCGAGGCGCGUCCCUCCGUUUCCUACGAUAGUUUUGUCGGUGGACGGGAGCCACCACAUUCCGGUGCGCAUGCGACGAGCUCAUCUUCCCCCCCCGGGCAGUCCGGGGCUUACCUGACCGAUCCUUACUCCGGACACGACAUGUCUCGAACCUUCUCGCAGACUUCCGGCCUGAGCAAUUACCAGCGCUACUCUCUGGAUGAGUAUGACGAUGAGCGUGCGACACAUGGGUACUAUGAUAUGACAGGCGAGCACGACCAGCACCUGGGGGCGGACUAUCAUGGAGGGAAGGCGAGAGAGCGCAACAGUAUACUUGCCAUGGGGGGUGGAUUGGUGGGCAGAGCAAAGCACAUGUUCGGAAUACAGCCCGAGUAUUCGGGGAUGGAUCUUCCUCUGACCGAAGCUGGGGCAAGAGCAGCGCGAAUCGACAGUACACAUUCCGAUGACGCUGGCGCUGCGACGGGCCGCCCCAAAAAGCCCAAGGGCUCUUCCUUUAAGUUUGGUUUUGGCAGGAACAAGACCGAUCCCUCGACUCUUGGUCCGCGCCUGAUCAUGUUGAACAACGCCCCGGCCAAUGCGGUGCACAAGUUCGUCGACAACCACGUGUCCACGGCCAAGUACAACCUCAUUACCUUUUUCCCCAAGUUCUUGUACGAACAGUUCUCGAAAUAUGCCAACUUGUUUUUCUUAUUCACCGCUGUUCUGCAGCAGGUCCCGAACGUGUCCCCUACCAAUCGGUAUACCACUAUUGCCCCGUUACUCAUCGUGUUGACGGUUUCGGCGAUCAAGGAAUUGGUUGAGGAUUAUAAGCGGCGGAGCUCCGACAAGUCGCUCAACUACUCAAAGACCCAGGUUCUGAAAGGCUCAGCGUUUCAUGAGACCAAGUGGGUUGAUGUGGCUGUCGGAGACAUCGUUCGGGUUGAAUCAGAGCAGCCGUUCCCCGCGGAUUUGGUUCUUCUGGCGUCCUCGGAGCCGGAAGGUCUAUGCUAUAUUGAAACGGCUAAUUUGGACGGCGAAACCAAUCUGAAAAUCAAGCAAGCCAUUCCGGAGACUGCACAUCUUGUGAGUCCCGCCGACCUUAGCCGGCUCAGUGGGAGAGUAAGAUCCGAGCAGCCGAACAGCAGUUUGUACACCUACGAAGCAACCUUGACUAUGCAUGCUGGAGGGGGAGAGAAGGAGCUGCCUCUCGCACCAGACCAGCUUCUUCUCCGUGGAGCAACCCUUCGUAACACCCCUUGGAUUCACGGCAUUGUCGUUUUCACGGGCCACGAGACAAAACUAAUGCGAAAUGCGACGGCAACUCCGAUCAAACGAACCGCCGUUGAGCGCAUGGUCAACGUUCAGAUCUUGAUGUUGGUCAGUAUUCUUGUGGCACUCAGUGUGGUGAGCUCCGUCGGCGACCUGAUUAUCCGACAAACCCAGCGCGACAAGCUUAGCUAUCUCGACUACGGCAGCACAAACCCCGGCAAACAGUUUAUUAUGGAUGUAUUCACCUACUGGGUACUAUAUUCGAACCUUGUCCCGAUCUCUCUCUUCGUGACUAUUGAAAUUGUGAAAUAUGCGCAGGCAUUUUUGAUAAACUCGGAUCUAGACAUCUACUACGAUGCAACCGAUACCCCAGCUAUUUGCAGGACCUCAUCCUUGGUUGAGGAACUGGGCCAGAUCGAGUACAUUUUCUCUGAUAAGACCGGGACCCUGACUUGCAAUAUGAUGGAGUUUAAGCAGUGCUCGAUAGCUGGCAUUCAGUACGGAGAAGAUGUCCCGGAAGAUCGACGUGCCACGGUUGAAGAUGGAGUUGAAGCUGGAGUCCAUGACUUCAAAACGCUCAGAGAAAAUCUCGUUUCUCAUCCGUCUAAGGAUGUAAUCCAUCACUUUCUCGCCCUUCUCGCUACUUGUCACACCGUUAUCCCAGAACGGUCCGAGGCAGAGCCAGGUAAAAUCAAGUACCAGGCGGCAUCCCCGGACGAAGGGGCUCUUGUCGAAGGCGCAGCAUUGCUGGGAUAUCAGUUUACGAACAGAAAGCCUCGGUCCGUGAUUUUCUCGACUGGAGGACAAGAGUAUGAAUAUGAGCUGUUGGCCGUUUGCGAGUUUAACUCCACGCGGAAGCGUAUGUCCACAAUCUUCCGAUGCCCGGAUGGGAGAAUCCGCGUCUAUACCAAAGGUGCCGACACCGUUAUCCUGGAACGGUUGCACCCGAACAAUCCUACUGUCGAUGCCACCCUGCAGCAUCUCGAGGAAUAUGCUUCGGAUGGGCUCCGCACACUUUGUUUGGCUAUGCGUGAGGUUCCGGAAGAAGAAUUCCAACAUUGGUACCAGAUUUACGACAAAGCUGCCACCACCGUCAGUGGGAACCGUGCUGAUGAACUUGACAAGGCGGCUGAGCUGAUCGAGAAGGAUUUCUAUCUCCUUGGUGCGACGGCUAUUGAGGAUCGACUUCAGGAUGGUGUCCCGGAUACUAUUCACACCUUGCAGACUGCAGGAAUCAAAAUCUGGGUAUUGACUGGCGACCGGCAGGAGACUGCGAUCAACAUCGGCAUGUCCUGCAAGCUAAUUUCGGAGGAUAUGACGCUUCUGAUCGUGAACGAAGAGAGCGCCGCAGCCACCAGAGAUAAUUUGACAAAGAAGCUUCAGGCUGUCCAAAGCCAGACCGAGGCAGAAGCAAUGGCUCUUAUUAUCGACGGUCGAUCUCUGACGUUUGCCCUUGAGAAGGAUAUGGAAAAGUUGUUCCUAGACUUGGCGGUUAUGUGUAAAGCUGUUGUCUGCUGUCGUGUUUCCCCCCUCCAAAAAGCCCUCGUUGUCAAGCUUGUCAAACGCCAUCUCAAGUCUCUGCUGCUGGCGAUCGGUGACGGCGCCAAUGAUGUUUCGAUGAUUCAAGCCGCUCACGUUGGUGUCGGCAUCAGUGGCGUCGAGGGUCUACAGGCUGCACGGUCUGCUGAUGUGUCAAUUGGUCAAUUCCGUUAUCUUCGCAAACUGCUUCUUGUGCACGGGGCCUGGAGUUAUCAUCGCAUCAGUCGAGUUAUUCUAUAUUCGUUCUACAAAAAUAUUGCACUUUAUAUGACACAGUUUUGGUAUUCUUUUCAAAAUGCAUUUUCUGGCGAAGUCAUUUAUGAAUCAUGGACCCUUUCCUUCUACAACGUCUUCUUUACGGUGCUCCCUCCGUUUGCGAUGGGUAUUUGCGACCAAUUCAUUUCUGCCCGGCUCUUGGAUCGAUAUCCUCAGCUAUACCAACUGGGUCAGAAGGGAGUGUUCUUCAAGAGACACAGUUUCUGGUCCUGGGUCGCCAAUGGAUUCUAUCACUCGCUACUGCUGUACAUUGUUUCGGAAUUGAUUUUCCUCUGGGACCUUCCCCAAGGCGAUGGAAAGAUUGCUGGCCACUGGGUCUGGGGUGAAGCUUUGUACACUGCAGUCCUUGCCACCGUGCUCGGUAAGGCUGCGUUGAUCACCAACAUCUGGACCAAAUAUACGUUCAUCGCCAUCCCCGGAUCAAUGAUUAUCUGGUUGGGCUUCUUGCCUGCGUACGGUUACGCGGCACCAGCGAUUGGCUUCUCGCGGGAAUACUACGGCACCAUCCCGCGCCUCUUCACCUCCCCCAUCUUCUACCUGAUGGCCGUUGUCCUUCCCUGCCUCUGUCUCGUCCGCGACUACGCCUGGAAAUACGCCAAACGCAUGUACUACCCACAACACUACCAUCACGUCCAGGAGAUCCAGAAAUACAACGUGCAAGACUACCGGCCCCGCAUGGAGCAGUUCCAGAAGGCCAUCCGGAAGGUGCGCCAGGUGCAACGCAUGCGCAAGCAACGUGGUUACGCGUUUAGUCAGGCCGACGAGGGCGGCCAGAUGAGAGUUGUCAACGCUUACGAUACCACGAGAGCCCGAGGCCGCUAUGGAGAAAUGACCAGUUCCAGGAAUUUGGUUUAACGGACAUUCUGAUUCAGAUCUGAUUGUAUUCUUUCAUUUUUUCUUGUGUUUAUUUGCAUGAGAUGUAUUUUUUUUUUUUUUUUUUUUUACCCCCCUUU
This is a messenger RNA of Aspergillus ochraceoroseus IBT 24754, 4379 nucleotides long. RefSeq names its product aminophospholipid-translocating P4-type ATPase DRS2. The transcript is spliced from 3 exons. Gene Ontology annotation, molecular function: ATPase-coupled intramembrane lipid carrier activity; ATP binding; ATP hydrolysis activity. Gene Ontology annotation, cellular component: plasma membrane. NCBI's taxonomy places the organism in Eukaryota, Fungi, Ascomycota, Eurotiomycetes, Eurotiales, Aspergillaceae. The record is from RefSeq and is a predicted model, not a curated record. The coding region runs from base 205 to 4281 and encodes 1358 amino acids. Gene Ontology annotation, biological process: intracellular protein transport; phospholipid translocation; post-Golgi vesicle-mediated transport.